GUAUUAAUCCAAAUUAAUCACAUACACUCAUGGAGAGAACUUGCUUUGCUCUUUUGCAUGUAGUGUCGUUAGUGCAUUGUCCUUUGGCUUGUUUAGCUGCUGGGAGUGUCACCAACAUUACUAGUGACCAAUCUUCUCUUCUUGCCUUGAAAGCCCACAUAACUCUUUAACUCUCGUGGUGUCUUGGCUAACAAUUGGUCCACAGCUACCUCUGUUUGUAACUGGAUUGGGGUCACUUGCGGCACUCGCCACCUACAAGUGACAUCUUUGAAUAUUUCUAACAUGGCUCUUGAAGGUACAAUUCCACCACACCUAGGUAACCUCUCGUUUGUCGUUUCCCGUUUCCCUCGACCUUAGUACCAACAAUUUCAGUGGUCAUCUGCCCUAUGAAUUAUCUCAUUUGCGUCGACUGAAAUUCAUGAAUUUGAAAUUUAACAAAUUUAGUGGACAGCUUCCAUCAUGGUUGGGUGUCUUAGCUGAACUGCAAGAGUUAAUUCUUCAUAACAAUAGUUUUACAGGUACUAUCCCACCUUUCCUCUCCAACAUAUCGAUGUUAGAACACUCGGAUUUAUCUUCCAAUUUUCUACAUGGAAUGAUUCCACAAACCAUUUUCAAUAUCUCGUCGCUGCAACUGAUUGCUUUUACGAACAAUAGCUUACCUGAUAAUCUACCAAUGGAUAUGUGCCAUCGUCUUUCAAACCUCCAAUUGCUUCAUCUAUCUUUCAAUGAGUUACAUGGCGAAAUCCAUCAAGUUUAUAGGAGUGCUCAGAACUCCAAAGUUUGUCACUAUCAUUUAACAAAUUCAAUGCACCUAUUCGUAGAGGGAUUUGGAAUUCAACUGUGCUCACGCACUUAUAUCUUGGCCUUAACAACUUCGAAGGUGAAAUUCCAGAGGACAUGGGUAACCCUCGUAAUUUGGAGGUAUUAGCAAUACAGCGUACCCGCCUCAUUGGUCGCAUUCCAUCAUCCAUAUUUAACAUUACUUCUUUGAAACAGAUUUCAUUUUUUGAGAACAACUUGACUGGUAUGAUCCAUUUAG
Molecule: messenger RNA, 1039 nt
Organism: Cornus florida
Lineage: Eukaryota; Viridiplantae; Streptophyta; Magnoliopsida; Cornales; Cornaceae
Product: receptor like protein 29-like
Exons: 2
Coding region: 419-928 (169 amino acids)
Molecular function (GO): protein binding
Source: RefSeq, a predicted model, not a curated record